CCGUGGCAGCAUCUCUACAUCACACCCUCUUACAGGUGCUCACACUCUUCACUUCACCUGAACAGCAGAGCAGGAGACUGAUCACUGCUGAUCUGAAGGGUUUUGUUUGUUGGACAAUCCGUGGACUCACUAUUCAGGUUUUGUUCUGUCAUCAGACAAAGAGCCAGCAUGUCGAUGGGCAUGGAAAUUGUGGGCAUUGCCCUCGGAGUCCUUGGAUUUAUCAUUGCAAUAGUGACAUGUGCCCUGCCAAUGUGGAGGGUGACAGCCUUCAUCGGAGCCAACAUUAUCACUGCUCAGACUAUCUGGGAGGGUUUGUGGAUGAACUGUGUCACCCAGAGCACUGGCCAGAUGCAGUGCAAGGUCUAUGACUCAUUGCUGGCCCUGCCUCAGGAGCUGCAGGCCUCCAGAGCGAUGACCAUCAUCUCCAUCAUACUCGGGGUGCUAGGGGUCAUGAUCUCCAUCGUUGGCGCCAAGUGCACAAACUGCAUCGAAGAUGAGCCAUCCAAAGCCAAAGUGAUGAUCAUCGCAGGUAUCUUCUUCCUCCUUGCUGGCCUUUUGGUCCUCAUUCCCGUCUCCUGGACUGCCAGCGUCAUCAUCCAGGAUUUCUACAACCCCCUCCUGACCAACGCACAGAGGAGGGAGCUGGGGGCAUCCCUCUACAUCGGCUGGGGAGCGGCUGCCCUGCUCCUCAUUGGUGGGGCGAUGCUGUGCAGCAGCUGCCCGCCAAAAGAGAAGAAGUACAAGCCACCCCGGAUGGCGUACUCCGCCCCACGCAGCGUCAGUGCAGGUGGAGGGUACGACAGGAAAGACUAUGUUUGAACAGCCCUGAAGUGUCUAGCUGAUUGAUUUGGAAAGUAGGAUACAAUGAAAAUAUUUGUUGCACAUGAGUGUUUUUGUAUGUGUGUGUGUGUAUGUGUUUGUGUCUGAAACCACAGGGUGAAUCCCACGGAAAGACUCCGAUAUGAAGAUGUAUGUACAAAUAUUGAUCUUUCUGCUUUGCUUUCGGCUGACAUUUUUAUUUACAUAAUUUUAAUCCUCUUGCUCUGCUAUAAUCCAGCAGGUGUGUGUUGUCAAAGAGGCUCUCGAGCAUGAGAGAGCCAUCAAGUUUACCAGCAAAAAAUAAGUUUAUUCUUUUUAAAUGUUAAACUGUGUCCCUCUGAGAACGAUAUAUUUAUACUAAAACGUCUGUGGCAUUAUGUGAAUUUGAAAACUAUGUGCUACUUGUUUGUGUGGUUCUAUCCUUAGCCAGCUGGUGUUGUGUUUCACUGAAACUCUCGGUCAAAAAGCUGUGUGUCACUUCACUGACAAUAACAAGGAAGAGCCAACUCUCAUUUUACAUGGAUUUGGUUGUGUGAUUGUGAGUGUUCAGAGUGUGUGCGUACACGGCUAUGUGGGUGUGUGUGUUUUGCAUGUAAUAUUUGCUUAGGAGAGUUUCUGCUGAGGGUGAAACUAAAGAUGGAUCCUUGAUAUGGCCUCGGGUAACAACUUUAUCUUCUUCCUCACAGUUUCACAGUUUUAGGCCACAGAGACUUUCAGUUGGCACGCAAGGUCUGACUUUUUACGUGUCCAUAUGUGUUUAUUUUACAUUUCUGUGACAAAAUGUAUUUGUAAUGUAUUCUUAAUAUCAUAUUAUUCCACUGUGUUUGCAUUUCAAAUAGAUUUGUAUUGAUGUGUCUUCAUUUCAAACAUUUUUAUAUAUUUUUUUCUAUUAUUUGAAAUUUUAAGCAACAGCUUGCACAGUCUUCUGUACAUCAAACAAAGAACCAAAGGAGGUCUUUAGUGUGUGUGUGUGUUUGGGUGUGGGUGUGCGUGUGUGAGAUGCCCUGAGGGAACCACAGCUACAGCUGUUGGAGGAUUUCUAGAUCAGCUGGAUGUGUUUUGUGUGUGUAACAGAAACAUUUUAGUAAUCCAUCUCCAUCAGUUUUAAGAAUAAUUUGUGUUUAAUUUUACUUUUUACUUUUUUACUUUGGAUUUACUCAAACACUGUUCCAAGCGUGAUUAAAUGUUUUAUAGUAGUACUUGAUUUCAAUAAAAGUCAUAUCAAGAA
Toxotes jaculatrix (banded archerfish) is the source of this 2047-nucleotide messenger RNA. It is a transcript of the gene cldn3c, whose product is annotated as claudin 3c. Gene Ontology annotation, cellular component: bicellular tight junction; plasma membrane. NCBI's taxonomy places the organism in Eukaryota, Metazoa, Chordata, Actinopteri, Toxotidae. Bases 169 to 819 code for a protein of 216 amino acids. Gene Ontology annotation, molecular function: structural molecule activity. Gene Ontology annotation, biological process: cell adhesion; bicellular tight junction assembly. The transcript has a single exon. The record is from RefSeq and is a predicted model, not a curated record.